Struthio camelus australis is the source of this 1395-nucleotide messenger RNA. NCBI's taxonomy places the organism in Eukaryota, Metazoa, Chordata, Aves, Struthioniformes, Struthionidae. The record is from RefSeq and is a predicted model, not a curated record.
UGUACGGCAGUGUUUGGAAAUGAUGUGGCAUCUCGUUCUUGUAGUACAUGAGGAAAUGUACUGAGUGCUGCAAAGGCACUGGCCGGUCCUGAGUGCUGCUGCAGCCUCUGAAUUCUGCACAUUUCCCUUCUGCUAGACACAGCUCUGCGCAGCCAGCCCAGUGGUGGUACCCGUUCUGAAAGCCAGGUCUCCCCACGCCCGCUUCAGUUGCCCCCCCGUGUACACAGUAAAAUCUAUGGGGCAGAGCCCAGAGAAGGCACUGGAGAUUGUAGCUGUGGCUGUGAGACGGGGUGUGCACAGAUGCCUGGGAAAGAAAUCACUUUGCUGAUGCAGACGCUGAACACUCUGAGCACGCCAGAGGAGAAACUGGCAGCACUGUGCAAGAAAUACGCUGAGCUGCUGGAAGAGCACCGUAACUCCCAGAAACAGAUGAAGAUCUUGCAGAAGAAGCAGACGCAGCUGGUGCAAGAGAAGGACCACUUGCAGAGCGAGCACAGCAAAGCCAUCCUAGCCCGCAGCAAGCUGGAGAGCCUGUGCCGUGAGCUCCAGAGACACAACCGCACCCUCAAGGAGGAGGGUGUCCAGCGUGCGCGGGAGGAAGAGGAGAAGCGGAAGGAGGUGACAUCCCACUUCCAGGUGACACUGAACGAUAUCCAGCUCCAGAUGGAGCAGCACAACGAGAGGAACUCCAAGCUGCGCCAGGAGAACAUGGAGCUGGCGGAGCGGCUCAAGAAGCUCAUCGAGCAGUAUGAGCUGCGGGAGGAGCACAUCGAUAAGGUGUUCAAACACAAGGACCUGCAGCAGCAGCUGGUGGACGCCAAGCUCCAGCAAGCACAGGAAAUGCUGAAGGAGGCAGAGGAGAGGCACCAGCGGGAGAAGGACUUUCUGCUGAAGGAAGCUGUGGAGUCGCAGAGGAUGUGUGAGCUGAUGAAGCAGCAGGAGACCCAUCUCAAGCAGCAGCUGGCUCUCUACACAGAGAAGUUUGAAGAAUUCCAGAACACCCUUUCCAAAAGCAGUGAAGUGUUCACAACUUUUAAACAGGAGAUGGAGAAGAUGACUAAGAAAAUCAAGAAGCUAGAGAAAGAGACCACUAUGUACCGUUCUCGCUGGGAGAGCAGCAACAAGGCUCUCUUGGAAAUGGCUGAAGAGAAAACCCUUCGGGAUAAGGAGUUAGAGGGGCUUCAGGUGAAAAUCCAGCGCCUGGAGAAACUGUGUCGAGCCCUGCAAACAGAGCGCAAUGACCUCAAUAAGAAGGUGCAGGACCUGUGUGCCCACGUGCCCCGGGCAGACACGGACCUGUCGGAGCCUUUGAAGGACCCAUCUCAGGAGGGCUCCGAGGCAGCGGCGGCGGGGGGUGCGCCAGCAGAGCAGCACCUGGCUGAGGAUUGCCUUCAC